AUGUUGGAGCAUUAUACUGAAUGCCGACUUGUAUUUCGGCAACAAGGUCAAAGUAAGAGACAGGUGCGAUGUCACAGGCAGUCAACAAGAAAAACGACCUUGGACUCUUAUUCCAGUGAUUUGGGGGAAGACAAGAAGUUUGCCUUGCCACUGCAAAAAGUGAGAAGGAAGGGUCAUCGCCAGGUGGUAACCAAGUCAAAUGAUAGAGAUGCUGCUGCUGAUAAAGACAAAGACAACUUGCAUCUGAGGGAAUCAACAAAAAACCUGACCGAGCAGACAUCUUCUUCUUCGGACUCUGAUUCCAGUGAUUCGGGGGAGGACGAGAAGUUUGCCUUGCCCCUGCAAAAAGUGAGAAUGAAGGGUCAUCCCCAGAUGGUAACCAAGUCAAAUGAUAGAGAUGCUGCUGCUGAUAAAGACAAAGACAAAUUGCAUCUGAGGGAAUCAACAAAAAAAACGACCGAGCAGACAUCUUCUUCUUCGGACUCUGAUUCCAGUGAUUUGGAGGAUGAGGAAAAGUUCGCCUUGAUGCUGCAGAAAGUCAGGAUGAAGGGUCAUCCCCAGAUGGUAACCAAGUCAAAUGAUAGAGAUGCUGCUGCUGAUAAUGACAAAGACAGCUUGCAUCUGAAUACAGAAAUUCAAAAUGUCUGCCCUCUUGGAUUAGAAGAGGCUGAAAGAAAAUCCGUGAAGGAGACAAAUGGUUUUGAACAAGCAUCGGCAGGUAAGGAUGCCGAGACUGCUUCAGCUCAGCAAGCUGUUGAAGUUGAUUGGCCACUGAAGGAUGAGUUCCACUUCCGACUGGCUUGUCGGCAAUGUUUUGUCAAGACUGGAGAGGGCAUCAAGGGAUAUAACUACAAGGAAGGCCUGCAUCACAACUGUGCCUGUGACAUCAUGCUCAUUAAAUUAAAACAGAGACCUGAUAUCAAGUGGAUCAAGGUGCGACCCAGGGCAAAACACUUUGGGAAGAUUGUUAAUGGAUACAAGAUAUGCUUUCAUUUUACGGCUGGAGAGCCUUGCAGCCUUGGGGAAGAAAAAUGUACAUUUCCUCAUCAUGUCACUGAAAAGAGACUCUGGGAAAUGGACCGAAAUGGAGAAUUCAACAUCCAGAGUUUUAUAAGAGAAAUUAUGCGGAAUAAAAGAUUGUCAUCACAGCCAACGCAGAAGCAAUUCCAGCCACAGAUUUCUGCUGGAGAUCAAGGUUCUCAACAGGCUGCAGAUGCUGAUGAAAUGCCAAAACUUGAAAUUCCCCUCAAGUCGGAAUAUGACUUCAGGAUAAUGUGCAAAGAAUGUCUUGUUAAUGAUACUCAGCCUAGACUUUCUGUGCACAAGCCACAUGUCCAUAACUGUGAGCAGAAUGUUCUAGCUCUGUACAAGAGAGGUGAACCUUCUGUUUUGAUGAGAGUGAGGGAACGCACCAAUCAUCGUGAUUUUCCAGGAAGCUACAUUAUUUGUAAUAGUAUUAAGUAUGGGAGGCCCGAUAUGUGCAGAUUUGGGGAAGAGAGGUGCAGUUUUGCACACAACCGCAUUGAGCAGAUCUUGUGGACCCAGGAAAAAGAAGGAAGUUUUAAUGUUUCCGAGUUCAUUCUUCAGAACAGGUCUGCCACUGGUGGAGCUAAAGGUUACACGGUGGAAGAAUUGUUGAAAAAACAUGGGGGAAAUUUAAAGUUUAUUUGUCGGCAGUGCUUCUGUGCCCGACCACCAAGAAUAGAAGAGCUUGAAAGGAAAGGUUAUUGCAGUGCUAACCGAGAACAUUCAUGGAAGAACAGCAAGGUUCUUGCUCAUAUUGGAUCACAGGGUGGCAUCACCAUCAUAAACAAGCGAGUGUUUGUGCAUAAAUCAGCAUACUUCAAAUUUUGUUAUUGGAAAUCAUUCUGCAAAAAUUCUUUGACAGGGAGCUGUCCGUUUGCUCACAGCAUGGUGGAGCGUGAUGUGUGGAUGUGUGAAAGAGAUGGGGACCUCAGUCAGGAGCAGGUGGUGGAUAAGUGUAAUGACAUAAUGUUUGGAAAUGAUAUUGACACUCUUGAUAAACUGGCAAAAAAGGCAAGCUGUUGGACAAGCAAUUGUGAUGAAUCUUUAGUGGCUGCUAGUAGACCAGUAACUAGACCACUGGUGCCAUACAACUUGAAGAGAAAUAACUACUGCCAGUACUGUGGGGUCCAGUGUAACAGUGAGAAACAGUGGGAUGACCAUUGCGCAACGGAACGUCACAACUUCAAUGUGAACUCGGACAAGGAUCACCAGUGGAAUUUCCGUCAGCCAUUGUGGAUAAUGCGAGUUUCAAGCUAUAAACUGUGUGAGAGACAUAUGACCAGUCAGUCAUGUCAGUACUCCAACGUUCCAGAGAUGUAUAACUUUUGUAUGUACGCCCACUCACAGGAGGAGCUGGACGAGUGGAAGGAACGCUACGAGUGCCGUCAGAUGAAGCGAGACAUGGCCAAGCAGCAAAAGGUUUUCUCCUACAUGGACAAACUUCUUGACAAGUACGAAAGCACAGAUUCUGGAUUUUCUGUGAUAUCUGAAGAAGUAAAUGAUGUUGACAUACAGUGUUCUGAUGAACUGCAUGUGUACAAGGAAGAGAAGAAUGCUGUGGUAACCUGGUCGUUUAUCAUCAGACCACAAUCGCCACUCGUAAAAACUGCCUUACUACUGGACAAAGAUCGACUUCAUUUUACAAUCCAAAUGGAAGAUGGCAGAAAUCAUCAGAUCGCUCAGGGGGAUGAUUUUGAGGAUGUCGGCAAUGACUGCUAUCGAGUGAUCAUCCAGUUCACUGGACGUAUGUUUGGCUCGUUUAGUCAGUGGGUCAUUUUCGACUUUGGCACGUAUCCAGUUCUGGUUCGCAAACUGUCUGUAGAAGUGGGCAACCAUGAUGUACACAAUGUGGUCAAGUCCCUCCGCCAGAAGUUAUCCUUUGAUAGAUGGACGAGUCAGAAUCGUGAAAUAGUUCGACAGCCUGAACCUUCGAAUCCCGCAGAUGAUCAACUGCUGCAGAAAUACAAGGCCCCAGAUGCGUCUGAGUGCCUUAUAACACAAGAUAUUAUUAUUGCUGAACUAAAUUGCAACAACUACAUCCACAAGAUGCACAAACUGUUGGAGCUAGAGGAGCUGACCAGACAUAAAAUCAUAUCAAGCUUCAACAUCUGCACAACUGUUCAAAUCCAGAACAAUAUUUCUGAAACUGUAGGUUCAUUCUAUGCUAGACCAGGAGAGCUGUUCAUGAGAGUGCCUCUGUCAGACAAUUUGACUGAGGACACAAACGCCGGUCGAUUAAUCCUCACAAGUGUCAAGAAAAUCUGGUUUGCUCCAUCCAGUGAGAGUCAGAAACGAGUUUUUGAGGCCAACAUUUUGGACUCUAGUAACUACGACUUUGAUGGCCGCGGGAAAGAAUACAUUUACCUGUGUGUUGCUCCAGUUUGUGUACAGGCUCUGGGACUCGAGGCCGGGUCAAAUGUUGAAGUUGAGAUUCAGUUCCAGAUGAACCGACUCCAUUUUUGUCGCAUGCACUUCGCCAUUGACUGCUUGAAGAACACCGACAUCGUCUUUCCACAUAUUGAAAAUGUAAAUCUACAGUGGAGAGAAGCCCAUGUCAGUUCCAAGUAUUUGAAUGAGAACCAGAUGAAGGCAGUGCAACAUAUUGUAGCCAAACGCGUUGGGUAUUCUCCUCCAUUUAUAAUGUACGGACCGUUUGGAACAGGCAAGACAGAAACCCUAGCACAGGCUACAAUGAUGCUGAUUAAAGAGUCCAAAUCAGCUCGCAUUUUGAUUUGUGCACAGUCAAACAGUGCUGCAGAUAGAUAUAUUGUGAACUACCUGGAUCAAUUUCUUAAAGAGAGAAAUCUGGAAGACAAGUUGAGACGGGUUUAUUUCAAAGAACGCCGUGUAAACACCGUGAAGCUAGAAGUCCAGAAAUACUGUGCAAUGACGGAGAGGAAGGAUGCCUUCAUUCCACCGUUUCGUGAGGACAUAAUGCAGCACAGCAUAGUCAUAACAACAGUGGAGACUUCGCUAGAGUUGUUGCACUUGAAUCUACGUGGCUACUUCACGCACAUCUUCGUAGAUGAGGCAGCGCAAGUCCUAGAAUGUGAGAUCAUCAUGCCAUUGUCCCUGGCGACAGAGAAGACAUGUAUAGUCCUCACAGGAGAUCACAUGCAGAUGAGUCCACGGGUGUACAGCCCCGAAGCUAGAAAACUUAACUUCCACGUCUCUCUGCUCCAGAGACUGUGCCAACAUUAUCACAGGCUCCAUGAAGAGAUCGGUCAGAAGAAUGUGAUCCCACAUAAUGUCUUCCUCAGUAUCAACUACAGAACAAAGAAGGAAAUUCUUCAAUUCAUCUCGGCCAUAUUCUAUGGUGGUCCUGAUCGGCUAAAGGCACAAGGGUCUAUUCCAUCAGUUGAGAUCACUCCGCUGGUGUUUUAUGCCGUUCAGGGUUGCGAGAUUCAGGAGGCUGAUAGUACAUCCUACUACAAUAUUUCAGAAAUACAGGAGGUGGUCGAAAGAGUAGAUGAACUCUACAAGAACUGGCCUAUCGAGUGGGGUCCACAGAAAGGUGAAGAUAUCAUGGUUGUUGCUGCUUACCACAAUCAGGUGUUGCAGAUUCGAAAUGCACUCCGAAAAAAGAGACGGGAAUUGCGAUCAGUGAAUGUAAGCAGGAUACAUGAGGUUCAGGGUAAAGAAUUCAGGGCAUUGUUUAUCAGCACGUGCCGAACACGACAUCUUUUGGAAUCUGAUCACAUUCAGAAUGCCGAAUGUGAAGACUUUGGUUUCCUGUCUGAUCCCAAACUGUUGAACACUGCUCUAACGCGAGCUCAGUCCUUCGUUGCCAUAGUGGGAGACCCAGUGGCACUCUGUUCUAUCGGGGAAUGUGUACAAAUGUGGAGAAAAUAUAUCAAGCACUGCCACAACAUGAAGAGUCUUUAUCCUCGAACUCUUACCUACAAGUCCAUCAAGAACCAGGUUAUAAAUCUGCAGAUGUCACCUGAGGGUCAACAAUUGGAGAAGAUCAUGGAAAUUACUUCCCAGUCUAGUCGCAUGCCACAUUUGGUUUCAACAGGCAAUGACAAAGUACAUGAUGACAAACAAACUUCUAAAUCCACAUGUCCAACAGUUGAUGACUGGGAUGUUAAUUUCAUGAUUGAACCUGAUGAAAUCAUCAAACAUCUUGCUAAGGAGGCUAUGAAAGAACAUCAACUCUGUACUCUCCAGGAUAAAGCUAGAACACAAGGUAUUCUACCACCAAGGGAAGAUAGUAUUGAGACAGAUGGUGAAAUAUUAAAAAUUGAAUGCAUUACGGUAAAAGAACAGAAAGGAUAUGCUGUGGUGUAUUACAACUCGGAUAGAGAAAGAGAGAAUUGUAAAAGAAAACUGUUGUCAGGAGCAGACGCAGGAGUUGAUUUUGAUUCAGAUGAUGAUAUUGAUCAUGAUGCUGGAGAUGAAUUUUCUGAGACGAUGGGAUACAAGAAUUAUGAAGAUACAGAAUUGAAUAAACUAUUGGUGAGUGAUCCAGACCACUAUAAACGUUGUAUUUUGAAUAUUGAGUCAUCACAACGAAUGUUUGCCAGUGUUGUUGAUUUUGCCUCGUCUGUUCAAGAAAUCAAGAUCGGAAGCAGAAGACAUUGUGGACAUGCUUUUCAUCAAGAUGAAGUUGUGGUGGAAAUACUCACUCCUGACAAGGAUGUCACAGGAGCCGAUGUUGGUGAUGAUGGUGUCAAUGGCCAGGUAGUCGGGAUUUUAAGACGAGCCAUGGAUCCACAUUAUAGAUCAUUUGUUUGUGCAGUUGAAGUUAACAACACCGGUAUCAUGAUCCCCCUUAACAGAGGUCUUCCAAAAAUCUACAACCUGUCUACUAAAACACACAUGAAAAAAGCAAAAAAAGGCCACGUCUGUGUUUAUCAUUUUACUAAAGACAAGGAAAUUAACUUCAGUCAUUAUGAAAAAAUUGAUCCAUCUGAUCCUCAAGGGAAGUUGUUUUUGGUGCGAUACCUAAAAUGGCAACCAUCAUGUAGCUGUCCACUUGGAAUCGUAGUUGGAGUGAUCAGUGCUGGAAGAACAGUGGAAAAAGGCGUAGCUAUUCUAAACAUUGAACAUAAUGUACACAGGAAAUACAAACAAGAAACAGAAACGGAAGUUAAGGCACUCUACCAUCAUGAUUACCAGUUACCCAGGGAUGUAUACCAAACAAGACAUAACAUCACAGACAGAUGGUGUUUUACAGUGGAUGCUCCAUCCACAAAUGACCUGGAUGAUGCCUUGAGUAUUGAUCAGUUGCCAGAUGGCAACUAUGAAGUCGGAGUUCAUAUUGCUGAUGUGUCUUAUUUUGUUAAGAGGAAUUCUUGCAUUGAUGCUGAAGCUCUUCAGCAAAUGACAUCCUUAUAUCCACUGAACGAUGAUCCAGUCCAUAUGCUGCCCCAACGACUUAGUGUAGAUCUUUGCAGUUUGCAGCCAGGAAAAGACAGACUAACCUUGUCCAUCUUUUUAAAUGUCACUGGGACAGGAGAAAUAACCAAGGUACAUGUUAAGAAAUGCAUCAUUAAUUCUAAACAGCGAUUUUCUUACAAGGAGGUUGAGGAUAUUUUACACGAUCCUGCUGCAGCAGAAACGGACUAUCUGAAGAGCUAUAUUCUGAUGCUUUAUCAUAUAGCUCAGCAGUGGAGAAGUAAUCGACUGGGCAAUGAGUCCCAUGUUGUUCGUCUUGACCCUCUAGAGAAACAGACCCCUAACGCACAUCAGAUGAUUGAAACACUUAUGAUCACCACUAAUCAUGAGGUGGCAAAGAAGCUUCUAGAAUGUUACCCCGAAACAAUUCCAGUCAAAUGCCAGAAUCCAUUGAAUCCAGAAAAAGCUGAGGAGUGGAAGAGCCGACAUGCUGGCAAUGUCCUAAAUACAGUUGCUCUCACAAAACCCUUUUUGAAAGACCAGAAAACCUGCAAUUGUCAAGAAGAAUGCUUAUGUAUCAUCCAGUAUAUGCAACAGCAUGGUAUUAAGGGACAGAAUUCACUGGAUGUCCCAAAAGAUUUGUGGAGUGCAAUAUGUGAGGCAUCUGAUGUUGGGAACCUGGAGUUGGUUCAGCAAUUGAUUCUUGAACCUCAAAAUUAUCCACAGCUUGCCUUGGCUCAAUUAGACCUGUGGAAAAUUUCUAGUAAAUCAAAAUAUGCUUGUUCAGGUGAUUUAGAUCCUGUUAAUCGAGGACACUUUUCUCUGAACCUGGAUGUAUACACUACAUUUACUAGUCCUAUACGGCGGUACAUGGAUCUUGUUGUUCACCGGCUAGUUGAGGCUAUGAUAGACCACAGACCCUCUCCUUACAGUAAACUUGACAUUCGGACUUUAUGUACUCAGAAUACUUAUGCUUUAACACGGGCAAAACAAUAUCACCAGGACAUCUACAGUCUACACCUAAGUGCUGCUCUCAGAGACAAGCCUCUAGUCCUGUAUCCAGUCAUUGAGAAUUGUGAUGACAGAAACUUAACACUGCAGUUCCCUACAGUUAAAGAAAUUCCUCCAAAGCACAGGCACAUUUCCAUGAGUCUACUGAUGCCAAGAGAGAGACCAAAGGUUACUGAUGAUCCAAAAGAAGUGAGUCUAAAAUGGCAGGAACGUAUAUAUAAUACCAAUAAGGACACAAAACCAAAAGGUAUAAAAGUUCCUGCAGAGCUAGAUCCAGAUCAAUACAUUGUGAAGAUUCCCACUUUCCAAUGGAAAAGGUUAUUGACGGCCAUCCGUACUGAAGACUUUGAGGAGCUACAAGAUUCUCUGUCAUCAGUCCGCCAGCAGGUUGAAUCUUUAGAGAUUGAUGGUCAUUUUGCAGAAGAUGUGUGUUCAGAAGUGUCAAGAAAUGGCAAGAUAAAUAAUUUUGUGGAAUUCUCUCUGUCUUUUCAUUCAUGUAUGGUACUUCGUGUACAAGUGGCCAGUGAAUUAAGCAGAGGUCUUCUUUGUCCAACAAUCCAGCUCUUGGGCUUAACACCAAGUCUGGAUGUCUGCCUUGAGCAUCGAUCAUCCCCAAUGACCUGUUUCUCAACCGUAACUGUUGUAAGUGCUUCUAGGCAAACAUAUGCUGAUGAAGCUGCUUAUCAGAAAUCAUGGCUGCCUGUUUUGGCUAUCGAGUCGGCUACAAAUGCUGUAACCAGUCAAGAAAAUGUAUACAUACACAACAUUAAUAUUGAAUGGACAAAAAUUAGGUCACCUUCAGGUGUAACUGAUGUUGUUGGAACUUUCCAUUUGCCACUGGAAUUCUAUGAGGAGCGUCAAAUCAAGUUUUCUGACAACAUUAAAUUUGACAGUUUCAGUGUACAAUUGAGUAGAACACCAUCACAGAGCUACUUCCUAGACUAUCUCUGUGUUCGCUACACUGGCUUGUCAAUCCCUUGUGGUUCGAAUGUGGCAGAAAAAGUAUCUGCCAUUCUGUCUGAAGACAAGCCUGUUUGUUGGGUUGGACAUUGCUGUGUUACCUCCGUGACAAAGGAGAAGAGUGGUCAGUUGAUAGUCCAGCUGAAGCUGCAUCAGAGUGCUGUCCAGUUUCCUCAUCUGUUGCUUAGUAACGGUCCGACCACCAACUGUACUAUUGAAUUGAUUCCAAGGACACUAUCAGAUAGACGUAUGGACUUUGCUGUUCGCUGUCUUCAGGAAGGUUCUAAGUUGGCUAAAGACAUUGCAACAGGAAGGAAGCCAGUAGACAAGUUGAACUAUCGAGAUGUAGGUAAGCUACGACAGACACAGUUUGACACGUUAUUGCCUCUGAACUCGACCCAAGAAGAUGCUAUACAGCAGGCACUUAAGCAGCCAUUCACUGUGAUCCAGGGCCCGCCUGGGACGGGAAAGAGUCUGACAUCAGUUAAUCUAGCGCGUCGGUUUGUAGAACGCAACCGAUCAGCGAGUGUUCACCCGACCGAUUCUCAGCCUCAAGUCUUAUUCUGUGGACCCUCAAAUAAGUCGGUCGAUGUAAUUGCUGUUGACACUCUUGAUAAACUGGCAAAAAAGGCAAGCAGUUGGACAAGCAAUUGUGAUGAAUCUUUAGUUGCUGCUAGUAGACCAGUAACUAGACAACUGGCGCCAUACAACUUGAAGAGAAAUAACAACUACUGCCAGUACUGUGGGGUCCAGUGUGACAGUGAGAAGCAGUGGGAUGACCAUUGCGCAUUGGAACGUCACAACUUCAAUGUGAACUCGGACAAGGAUCACCAGUGGAAUUUCCGUCAGCCACCGUGGGGUUCAAGCUAUAAACUGUGUGAGAGACAUAUGACCAGUCAGUCAUGUCAGUACUCCCACGUUCCAGAGAUGUACAACUUUUGUAUGUACGCCCACUCACAGGAGGAGCUGGACGAGUGGAAGGAACGCUACAAGUGGCGUCAGAUGAAGCGAGACAUGGCCAAGCAGCAAAAGGUUUUCUCUUACAUGGACGAAAUUCUUGACAAGUAUGAAAGCACAGAUUCGGGAAUUUCUGUGAUAUCUGAAGAAGUAAAUGGUGUUGCUGUACAGUGUGCUGAUGAACUGCAUGUGUACAAGGAAGAGAAGAAUGCUGUGGUAACCUGGUCGUUUAUCAUCAGAUCACAAUUUCCACUGUUAAAAACUGCGUUACUGCUGGACAAAGACAGACUUCAUUUUACAAUCCAAAUGGAAGAUGGCAGAAAUCAUCAGAUCACUCAGGGGGAUGUUUUUGAGGAUGUCGACAAUCACGGCAAUGACUGCUAUCGAGUGAUCAUCCAGUUCACUGGACGUAUGUUUGGCUCGUUUAGUCAGUGGGUCAUUUUUGACUUUGGCACGUAUCCAGUUCUGGUUCACAAACUGUCUGUAGAAGUGGGCAACCAAGAUGUACACAAUGUUGUCAAGGCCCUCCGCCAAAAAUUUUCAGUUUAUAGAUGGACAAAUCAGAAUCGUGAAAUAGUUCGACAGCCUGAACCAUCGAAUCCUGUGGAUGAUCAGCUGCUGCAGAAAUAUAAGAUCCCAGAUGCAUCUGAGUGUGUUGUAACGCAGGACAGUAUAAUCACAGAGUUGAACCGCAACAACUACAUCCACAAGAUGCACAAACUGUUGGAGCUGGAAGAGCUGACCAGACAUCAAAUCAUAUCAAGCUACAACAUACAGACAACUGUUCAAAUCCAGAACAAUAUUUCUGAAACCAAAGGCUUGUUCUGCGCUAAACCAGGAGAGCUGUUCAUGAAAGUGCCACUGUCAGACAAUUUGACUGAAGACACAAACGCUGGUCGAUUAAUCCUCACUAGUGUCAAGAAAAUCUGGUUUGCUCCAUUGAACCAAAGUCAGAAACAAGUAUUUGAAGCCAACAUUUUGGACUCUAGUAACUACGGCUUUGAUGGUCGCGGGAAGGAAUAUAUUUACCUGUGUGUUCCUCCAGUUUGUGUACAGGCUCUGGGAUUUGAGGCUGGGUCAAAUGUUGAAGUAGAGGUUCAGUUCCAGAUGAAUCGCAUCCAUUUUUGUCGCAUGCACUUCGCCGUUGACUGCUUGCAGAACACCGACAUUGUCUUUCCAGAUAUUGUGAAUGUCAAUCCACAGUGGAACGAACGCCAUAUCAUAAAAAUCAGUUCCAAGGUUUUGAAUGAGGACCAAAUGAAGGCAGUGCGACAUAUUGUAGCCGAGCACGUUGGGUAUUCUCCUCCAUUUAUAAUGUAUGGACCGUUUGGAACAGGCAAGACAGAAACCCUAGCACAGGCUACAAUGAUGCUGAUUAAAGAGUCCAAAUCAGCUCGCAUUUUGAUUUGUACACAGUCCAACAGUGCUGCAGACAGAUACAUUGUGAAAUACCUAGAUCCAUUUCUUAAAGAAUGUAAUCAGGAAAACAAACUUCGAAGGGUGUAUUUUCAAGGACGACGAUUAGACACUGUGAAGUCAGAAGUACAGAAAUAUUGUACGAUAACUGAGAGGAAGGAUGCCUUCAUCUCUGCAAGUCAUGAGGACAUAAUACAGCACAGAAUAGUCAUAACAACAGUGGAGACUUCGCUAGAGUUGUUGCACUUGAAUCUUCGCGGCUACUUCACGCACAUCUUUGUAGAUGAGGCAGCCCAAGUCCUAGAAUGUGAGAUCAUCAUGCCGUUGUCCCUGGCGACAGAGAAGACAUGUAUAGUCCUGACAGGAGAUCACAUGCAGAUGAAUCCGCAUGUGUACAGCCCCGAAGCUAGAAAACUUAACUUCCACGUCUCUCUGCUCCAGAGACUGUGCCAACAUUAUGACAGGUUCCACAAACAGCUUAAUCAGGAGAACACAAGCCCUCUUAAUGUCUUCCUCAGUAUGAACUACAGAACAAAGAAGGAAAUUCUUCAAUUCAUCUCGGCCAUAUUCUAUGGCGGUCCUGAUCGGCUAAAGGCACAAGGGUCUAUUCCAUCAGUUGAGAUCACUCCAAUGGUGUUUUAUGCCGUUCAGGGCUGUGAGAUUCAGGAGGCUGAUAGUACAUCGUACUAUAAUAUUUCAGAAAUACAGGAGGUGGUCGAAAGAGUAGAUGAACUAUACAAGAACUGGCCUGUCGAGUGGGGUCCACAGAAUGCUGAAGAUAUUAUGGUUGUUGCUGCAUACCACAAUCAGGUGUCUCUGAUAAGAAAAGCAUUACGAAAGAAGAAGAAAGAAUACCGUUUUGUAGGUGUCAACAUGAUAUACGAGGUUCAGGGUAAAGAAUUCAGGGCACUGUUCAUCAGUACAUGCCGAACACGACACCUUCUGGAAUCUGGCAACUUUCAGAAUAUCAUGCAGUCGGCUGAUGGGACUAUUGAAGACUUUGGUUUCCUGUCUGAUCCCAAGCUGUUGAACACUGCUCUAACGCGAGCUCAGUCCUUCGUUGCCAUAGUGGGAGACCCAGUAGCACUCUGUUCUAUCGGAGAAUGUGUACAAGUGUGGAGAAAAUGUAUCAAAGAGUGUCACAACAUGAAGAGUCUUCAUCCUUGUAGUCUUACCUAUGAGUCCAUCAAGAAUCAGGUAAUAAAUCUGCAGAUGUCACCUGAGGGUCAGCAGCUAGAAAAUAUCAUGGAAAUGACUCAUCAGUCUAGUCGCAUGCCACGACUGAUUCCAACUGGAGAUAAGAACAUACAUCACAAAGACCAGAAAUCAUGGUCAAGUUCUUCUCAACAACCUAAUGCUGUCAACAAACAGAACUUGAACACGUUGCAUCCUACACCCCACCAGAUUUACAACCUUGAUGACUGGAAUGUUGACUUCAUGAUCGAGCCUGAUGAAAUCAUCAAAUAUCUGGCUAAGGAGGAUGUUAAAGCAGACCGACUGCGUGCACUCCAGGAUAAAGCUAGAGUACAAGGUAUUCUACCACCAAAGGAAGAAAGUAUUGAGGUAAAUGAUGAAAUAUUGAAAAUUGAAUGUAUUAAAGUAAAAGAGCAGAAAGGAUAUGCAGUAGUAUGUUACAACUUUGACAGAAAAAGAGAGAAUCGUAAAAGAAAACUGUCGUCAGAAGUAGAUGCAGGAGUUGAUUUUGAUUCAGAUGUUGAUACUGAUGAUGAGGAUAUUGAGGAAAUAUCUGCAAAGAAGGUGUACAAGAACUAUGGAGUUCAGGAAUUGAAUAAACUGUUAGUGGCUGAUCCAGACCACUAUAAACAUUGCAUAAUGAAUAUUGAGUCAUCACAACGAAUGUUUGCCAGUGUUGUUGAUUUCACCUCGUCUGUUCAAGAAAUCAAGAUCGGAAGCAGAAGACUUUGUGGACAUGCUUUUCAUCAAGAUGAAGUUGUGGUGGAAAUACUCACUCCUGACAAGGAUGUCACAGGAGCCGAUGUUGGUGAUGAUGGUGUCAAUGGCCAGGUAGUUGGGAUUUUGAGAAAAGUCAUGGAUCUACAUUACAGAUUAUUUGUUUGUGCAGUGGAAGUCAACAACACUGGUAUCAUGAUUCCCCUUAACAAAGGUCUUCCAAAAAUCUACAACCUGUCUACUAAAACACGAAUGCAAAAAGCCAAAAAAGGCCACGUCUGUGUCUAUCAGUUUACUAAAGACAAGAAAAUUAACUUCAGUCAUUAUGAAAAAAUUGAUCCAUCGGAUCCUCAAGGGAAGUUGUUUCUGGUGCGAUACCUAAAGUGGGAACCAUCGUUUUACUCUCCUCUUGGAAUCGUAGUUGGAGUAAUCAAUGCUGGAAGAACAGUGGAAGAAGGCGUAGCUAUUCUAGACAUUGAGCAUAAUGUACACAGGAAAUACAAACAAGAAACAGAAACAGAAGUUAAGACACUCUACCAACAUGAUUACCAGUUACCCAGGGAUGUAUACCAAACACGACAUAACAUCACAGACAAGUGGUGUUUUACAGUGGAUGCUCCAUCCACAGAUGACCUGGAUGAUGCCUUGAGUAUUGAUCAGUUACCAGAUGGCAACUAUGAAGUCGGAGUUCAUAUUGCUGAUGUGUCUUAUUUUGUUAAAAGAAAUUCUUGCAUUGAUGCUGAAGCUCUUCAACAAAUGACAUCCUUAUAUCCACUGAACAGCAAACCAGUCCAUAUGCUGCCCCAAAGACUUAGUGUAGGACUUUGCAGUUUGAAGCCUGGAAAAGACCGAUUGACCUUGUCCAUCUUUUUACAUGUCACUGGGACAGGAGAAAUAACCAAGGUACAUGUUAAGAAAUGCAUCAUUAAUUCUAAACAGCAAUUUUCUUACAAGGAGGUUGAGGAUAUUUUACACGAUCCUGCUGCAGUAGAAACGGAUUAUCCAAAGAGCUGUAUUCUGAUGCUUUAUCAUAUAGCCCAGCAGUGGAGAAGUAAUCGACUGGGCAAUGAGUCCCACGUUGUUCGUCUUGACCCUCUAGAGAAACAGACACCUAAAGCACAUCAGAUGAUUGAAACACUUAUGAUCACCACUAAUCAUGAGGUGGCAAAGAAGCUUCUAGAAUGUUACCCCGAAACAAUUCCAGUCAAAUGCCAGAAACCAUUGAAUCCAGAAAAAGUUGAGGAGUGGAAGAUCCGACAUGCUGGCAAUGUCCUGAAUACAGUUGCUCUCACAAAACCCUUUUUAAAAGACCAGAAAACCUGCAAUUGUCAAGAAGAAUGCAUAUGUAUCAUCCACUUCAUGCAAGGGCAUGGUAUUAAGGGACAGAAUUCACUGGAUGUCCAAAAAAAAUUGUGGAAUGCAAUAUGUGAGGCAUCUGAUGUUGGGAACCUGGAGUUGGUUCAGCAAUUGAUUCUUGAACCUCAAAAUCAUCCACAGCUUGCUUUGGCUCAAUUAGACCUGAUGAAAAUUUCUAAUAAAUCAAAAUAUGCUUGUUCAGGUGAUUUAGAUCCUGUUAAUCAAGGACACUUCUCUCUGAACCUGGAUGUAUACACUACAUUUACAAGUCCUAUACGGCGGUACAUGGAUCUAGUUGUUCACCGGCUAGUUGAGGCUAUGAUAGACCACAGACCCUGUCCUUACAGUAAACUUGACCUUCAAACUUUGUGUAUUCAGAAUACUGAUGCUUUAACAAGGGCAAAAAAAUAUCACCAGGACAUCUACAGUCUACACCUAAGUGCUGCUCUCAGAGAUAAGCCUUUAGUCCUUUAUCCAGUAGUUGAGAAUUGUGAUGACAGAAAUUUAAUACUGCAGUUCCCUACAGUUAAAGAAAUUCCUCCAAAGCACAGAAACAUUUCCAUGAGUCUACUGAUGCCAAGAGAGAGACCAGAGGUUACUGAUGAUCCCAAAGAAGUGAGUCUAAAAUGGCAGGAACGUAUAUAUAAUACCAGUAAGGACACAAAACCAAAAGGUAUAAAAGGUCCUGCAGAGCUAGAUCCAGAUCAAUACAUUGUGAAGAUUCCCACUUUCCAAUGGCAAAGGUUAUUGACGGCCAUCCGUACUGAAGACUUUGAGGAGCUACAAGAUUCUCUGUCAUCAGUCCGCCAGCAGGUUGAAUCUUUAGAGAUUGAUGGUCAUUUUGCAGAAGAUGUUUGUUUAGAAGUGUCAAGAAAUGGCAAGAUAAAUCAUUUUGUGGAAUUCUCUCUGUCUUUUCAUUCAUGUAUGGUACUUCGUGUACAAGUGGCCAGUGAAUUAAGCAAAGGUCUUCUUUGUCCAACAGUCCAACUCUUGGGCUUAACACCAAGUCUGGAUGUCUGCCUUGAGCAUCGAUCCUCCCCAAUGAACUGUUUCUCAACCGUAACUGUUGUAAGUGCUUCUAGACAAACCUAUGCUGAUGAAGCUGCUUAUCAGAAAUCAUGGCUGCCUGUUUUGGCUAUCGAGUCGGCUACAAAUGCUGUAACCAGUCAAGAAAAUGUAUACAUACACAACAUUAAUAUUGAAUGGACAAAAAUUAGGUCACAUUCAGGUGUAACUGAUGUUGUUGGAACUUUCCGUUUGCCACUGCAAUUCUGUGAGGAGCGUCAAAUCAAGUUUUCUGGUAACAUUAAAUUUGACAGUUUCAGUGUACAAUUGAGUAGCACACCAUCACAGAGCUACUUCCUAGACUACCUCUGUGUUCGCUACACUGGCUUGUCAAUCCCUUGUGGUUCGAAUGUGGCAGAAAAAGUAUCUGCUGUUCUGUCUGAAGACAAGCCUGUUUGUUGGGUUGGACAUUGCUGCGUUACGUCCGUGACAAAGGAGAAGAAUGGUCAGUUGAUAGUCCAGCUGAAGCUGCAUCAGAGUGCUGUCCAGUUUCCUCAUCUGUUGCUUAGUAACGGUCCGACCACCAGCUGUACUAUUGAGUGGAUUCCAAGGACACUCCCAGAUAGACGUAUGGACUUUGCUGUUCGCUGUCUUCAGGAAGGUUCUGAGUUGGCUAAAGACAUUGCAACAGGAAGGAAGCCAGUAGACAACUGUAAGUUUGGUGCCUUGGAUCUAUAAAAUAAGAGUAUGUUUAAUACUUUCAGUAACAGAGCACCAAGCAAUUCCAAGAUGGUAAAAACAAGAGAUAUUUGUCCUUAUGCAGAUGUGUUGUAACUCUUUCACAUUCACUGG
This is a messenger RNA of Gigantopelta aegis, 15834 nucleotides long. RefSeq lists its product as uncharacterized. The transcript has 29 exons. The coding region runs from base 1 to 15720 and encodes 5239 amino acids. Gene Ontology annotation, cellular component: exosome (RNase complex); P-body. NCBI's taxonomy places the organism in Eukaryota, Metazoa, Mollusca, Gastropoda, Neomphalida, Peltospiridae. Gene Ontology annotation, biological process: miRNA catabolic process; mRNA catabolic process. The record is from RefSeq and is a predicted model, not a curated record. Gene Ontology annotation, molecular function: metal ion binding; helicase activity; 3'-5'-RNA exonuclease activity.